Molecule: messenger RNA, 2070 nt
Organism: Chelonoidis abingdonii (Abingdon island giant tortoise)
Lineage: Eukaryota; Metazoa; Chordata; Testudines; Testudinidae
Product: striated muscle-specific serine/threonine-protein kinase-like
Source: RefSeq, a predicted model, not a curated record
UAACCUGGGUCCCGUCCUCUGCCCGUGGGGGGCUGCUCAUGGGGCCUGCCUGGACACUGCUCCCCCUCGGCGGUGCUGGCUCACCGGCCUUGUCUCCUGCAGGUUCGCUCCUACAUGCGGCAGCUGCUUGAGGGGCUUAGCUACCUGCAUCGCUGCAGCAUCCUGCACCUGGACGUGAAGCCGGAGAACCUGCUGAUGACCAGCAGCGACCAGGUGCGGCUCUGCGACUUCGGCAACGCGCAGCGGCUGGUGCCGGAGGGGGCCCAGUACUGCAAGUAUGGCACCCCCGAGUUUGUGGGCCCAGAGAUCGUCAGCCAGAGCCCUGUGUCCAUCGUCACCGAUGUCUGGUGCCGGCCGGAUGGGUUGGGGGCUGGGGCUCGGGUCCUGGUGGCACCGCUGGCCUGUACAUGCCUUCUUGCGCCUGGGAGUCAUCGCCUACUUGUGACGGGAUCUCCGUUUGUGGGGCGAGCCGACGACCGUGCUGAACUCCGCUCAAGUGGCUUCGGGGCGCCAUGUUCCUUGGGGCUGACGCGGAGGCAGGGGUUUUUCAUCAAGUGCUGGCAUGGCCACCUCUGGGCCUCGGUGCUCCCUCGAGGAGAGUUCGCCAUGCAGGCUGUGUGCAGCAAGUGUGUCACGGUUCUUGGACGAUCACUGAUUGUGCGGGGGCUGAUGUCAACCUUGCGGCUGGCCUGCUCGGGGAUCCAGCAGUCUCCUGUACUUGGGGAAAGAGUGAUAAAGGUUGUUAUCAUUUGUACCUUGGCCAAGGGGAAAUCCAUCAGCACCGACCACCUGAAGCUCUUCAUCUGCCGGAGGAAGUGGCAGCGCUCUCAGAUCAGCUACAAAGGCAGCCUGGUGCUGAGAGCCAUCCCGGAGCUGCUGGAGGACACAUCCAGCCACCUCUCCAUUGCCCUGCCCCGGCACCUCAAGGACUCACCCGCCCUCUCCUCCUCCUCGGACUCAGAGGAGCUGGACGAGCUGCCCCUGCUCCCCAUGCCCCACCAGGUGGAGUUCUCCGGCUCCCGCGUCUCCCUCAACGAGAUCCCCACGGACGACGAAGCCCUGAGCCAGGCCGAGGGGGCGCUGGAGGAGGCCCCCAUGGAGUGGCAGGCGGACGUGGCAGGUCCGGGGAAGGGGCCCGCGGCAGUGGAGGGGCCUGGCUCCGCAGAUGAGGACUCUGCCAAGGCCCAACCACAUCCCGGGUGCCCCCGGAAGGCCCUGAAAAAGGGCUCCAGCCUGGAGUCCCCGGAGUGGGGGCGCCCGCCUGGCCGGAGGGGCGAGCUGCGGCGGGGCAGCUCUGCAGACAGUGCCCUCCUGCUGGGCCUGCCGGCGGUGGACAGAGUGGGGCCGGCAGGCGAGGAGCCCCCCAAAGUGCUGAAGAAGGCGGCGUCCAUGGAGCUGCCGCGCCGGAGCCCCAGCCCGGGGGGUGCGCAUCACAGGCAGGCCGAGGAGGAGCGCGCCCAGCGCCUGGAGCUCGUGCACCAGCGCCUGCUGCGGGAUGGCCCCGUGGAGCCCAGGGUCAGCGGCCUGCGGGGGCCGCUCCUGGAGACCCUGGAGAAGAAGGUGCUGCGGCCCCCCCGGCCCACAAAGCAGCCGCCCCAAGGGGCCAGGCUGGUGCGAGCGGCCUCCAGCGAGGCAGCCCCGCAGCACCCACCCCCAGAGCCGCACCUGCUGCAGAAGAGCAGCUCCUUCAGCCAGGGCGACCUGGAGCCAGUGAUGGUGCACCGCCGCUCGGGCGCCCCGCUCGAGAUCCCCGUGACUCGCCUGGAAGGCCAGCGGCUCCAGGAGUCCCCCUCGCUCUCCGCCCUGACGGAGUCCCGGCCCCACACCCCGCGGGAAAGCUCCUCCAAGCCGCCUGGCCCUGGCCUGCCCGAGGUCUCCCCUGAGCAGAGGCCUGUGCCAGCUGUGCGCAAGAAGCCUCCAGCCGAGAGGCCUCAAGAAAAGCCUCUGCCGCGGCCUGCAGCUGCCAGAUCUGCCCAGGUCUCCCUGCAGGCAGCUCCCAAGGCCAGAGGAUCCCUGCCAGAGCCCCCUGGCCCGGACUCCAGGGCCUCCAAACCCUCCUCCUAUGCACAG